ACUCUUACUUUGAAGGGUUAACCGGAUGUACUAAUUGUGCGCUGAGUAUUCUAUUGGAGGCGUAGUGUCAAGCUUGCUAGCAAACAUCACAGGAUUAGCUUUGUAUUGUCAUGUCGAUACCAGGAUUUAUGUUGUAUUCGCUUGUAUCCUUCGUGGAAGGAAAGUAAAUCUGGGUGGGCAGCGAAAGUGUGAGAUGAAAUGUCAACGUCAACAUUGCAGAAAGCGAUCGACCUUGUGACCAAAGCCACAGAAGAAGACAAGGCUAAGAACUACGAAGAGGCGUUGCGACUUUACCAACAUGCCGUGGAAUAUUUUCUACACGCCAUUAAAUAUGAAGCCCACAGCGACAAGGCGAAGGAAAGCAUUCGAGCAAAGUGCAUGCAGUAUUUGGACCGAGCGGAGAAACUGAAGGACUACCUGAAGAACAAGGACAAGCAAAGCAAAAAACCUGUGAAGGAGUCACAGAGCAAUGACAAGAGUGACAGUGACAGUGAGGGUGAAAAUCCAGAGAAGAAGAAGCUACAAGAGCAACUUAUGGGUGCAAUUGUGAUGGAGAAGCCCAAUGUGAGAUGGAAUGAUGUGGCUGGACUAGAAGGAGCCAAAGAAGCUCUGAAGGAAGCUGUCAUCCUUCCCAUCAAGUUUCCUCACCUCUUCACAGGUAAGCGGACACCAUGGAGGGGCAUUUUGCUGUUUGGACCACCAGGGACCGGGAAGUCGUACCUGGCAAAGGCUGUGGCUACUGAGGCCAACAACUCCACUUUCUUCUCCGUCUCGUCCUCAGAUCUCAUGUCCAAGUGGCUGGGCGAGAGUGAAAAACUUGUAAAGAAUCUGUUUGACCUGGCCCGCCAGCAAAAACCUUCCAUCAUUUUCAUCGAUGAGGUGGACUCACUAUGCGGUUCCAGGAACGAGAAUGAGAGCGAAGCAGCUCGAAGAAUCAAGACAGAAUUUCUGGUCCAAAUGCAAGGUGUGGGAAACAACAACGAUGGUAUUUUGGUACUGGGGGCCACCAACAUUCCCUGGGUGCUUGAUGCUGCUAUUCGGAGAAGAUUUGAGAAGCGUAUUUACAUCCCGCUACCUGAAGAGCCGGCCCGCGCACAGAUGUUCCGCUUGCAUCUGGGCAACACACCUCAUAGCCUGAGCGAGGCGGACUUGCGGCAGCUUGCCCACAAGACAGACGGCUACUCUGGUGCUGACAUCAGCAUCAUCGUACGGGACGCCCUCAUGCAGCCUGUUAGGAAGGUCCAGUCUGCGACACACUUUAAAAAGGUACGUGGGCCAUCACGCAGCAACAACCAGGUAAUGGUGGACGACCUAUUGACACCGUGUUCCCCUGGUGACCCCACUGCCAUAGAAAUGACUUGGAUGGACGUGCCUACAGAUAAGCUGCUGGAGCCAAUAGUCUGCAUGUCCGACAUGCUGCGUUCUCUGUCCACCACGCGGCCAACAGUCAACACUGAAGACCUGCUGAAGGUGAAGAAGUUCACUGAGGACUUUGGGAUGGAAGGCUGAGUGUGAUGAGUCUCAAGGUAGAUGAAUGGAAAAAGGCGAGAUUUUCUCUUAUUUAAUCCUCCAGUCUGCUACGUUUGCAUCUUGGAGAGCUGACUAAAUCCUAGCAUAGAAAACUCUGACGCUCCAUUGCAUCAGAAAAAGUCACUUGAUGACGAGCAGGUUGUUCUAUUUUAUUUUGGCUCUAAGAUGACGUGUUGAAGGAGGAAGAAUCAGGUGACCUAAUGUUUUUAUUUAACACCUGUGUGUUUACGUCACGUUGAGCAGUCAUUGCUGCCAUGUGCUGCUUGAGGUCAGCCAUUCUGCACAUUUUAGUAUCGCCCAGUAAAUACUUUGGACUUGAAAUGAAGAAUUUUGUCUUUCAUUUGUUAAUGGUGAUAAUAAUCAAAAUAAAACCCUGGACAAAAACUACAGUGGUACCUCAGCUGUCGUACUCCACAUUUUUCAUGUGAUUUAAUUUUUAAACAAAAUUUUGCGGGUUUCAUAGACGGUCUUGGUUAUCAUAAAUUGUUUAACAAGCUUACCUGAUUGAUACGCUGGCAACAACAACGUUGGUGACUCUGUUUUCUGCACUUUUUUUAUUGAUCGCAAAAUAAUCCACCAUGGGGCCAAAGAAAGUUGUGAAUGACAGAACUAUGAUAAGUGACAGGUGUGUCCAAACUUUUUCCAGAAGUAAUGAAGGGUGAUACAUUUUAAACAUUCAAGAUAUUGAAACCAUAAAAUGUAGAUUAGCGCCGCAUGAUUUUAAGGAAAAUACUGAAUCUUGUUUUAGAUUGUAUUCAUAAAACUGUUAAAAUAAGGAGUGAAGGAAAUUUUACUUUUUGUUAAUAUAUUUUUGUCUCUUGUUCAAUCAAUCAAUCCAUAUCCUUUAUUUAACUAGGUAAAAACUUAAGAUUAAAAUCUAUUUUCCAAGAGUGACCUGGCCAAGAGGGCAGGAAAACAAAGUGACAGAAAAACUUAUAAGAACAACAAAAACAGCAGCAGUCACAUACCACAAUUAAAAAAUAAAUGACUUACAUAUAUUAACAUAAACACAUGUGGUAGGUCAAAUCAAUGUAUAAAAUGUUGAACGUGCCUGGUAUGUUAACGUAACAUAUUAUGGUAAGAGUCAUUCAAAUAACUAUAACAUAUAGAACAAUCUGUCUGUCACUCCUAAUCGCUAAAUCCGAUGAAAUCUUACGUCUAGUCUCUUACGUGAAUAAGCUAAAUAAUAUUAUUUUAUAUUUUAAGGUAAUGUGUUAAUAAUUUCACACAUAAGUCGCUCCUCGCACCCCCAAACUAUGAAAAAAACUGCGAUUUAUAGUCCGAAAAAUACGGUAGAUGAAGUCCAUGCUUUCGGUCCUCUCAGAAAUCAAACCUGGAUCCACUGGUGUGAAAUUUUAGUGUGCUAGGUACCGAGCUAAACGCCUAAGCUGUCAACCGCUGUCCAGCACUAGCUUUUAUUGAUACAACAUUAUAUUAAUAAUGCAUUGCUGCGACAGGACUACCGUUUUGGCUAAUUUCGGGGAUAAAUCAAUGUUUGUUUGUUUUUUUUUGUUUUUUUUUACCAAAAAUAUUACCUGAUUGUAUGGAACAUUACCUGCAAACAAGCUUACUUUUAGGGGGGGGAAAUGUCAUCACCAAAUAAUGCUUAUAAACAGCAAAGGUAAUAUUGCAAAGAUGGCCGCCACUGCACACACUUAAUGCCACAGGUCAGAAUGACUUGAGUAACCAUAAUACAUUGCUGCGACAGUACAGCGUUUUUCCUCAUUUUUGGACUAAAUGUUUUUUACGACAACAAAUAUAUUUCCUGGUAGUGGGGAGCAUUCAUUUGCAAUCAAAAUUAUUUUUACGGGGAGAAGUUAAAACCGUAAGAAAAAAUGGUGGGAAGGAUAACAGUUAUUUUGUCCGAUGUUGUGGCAAAAUGUGAAUACAAGAAAAAACAGGAAUUUAUGCAAUUUAUAAAAUAUGGAAAAGUUUAGAAAGACAAAUGCUUUGAUGGUUGAACAAUUGAAAUUGAUUGAAAAAUGUUGGAGGAGUCGAAAGGAAAAAAAGGUGAAAAUACCGGAAAACGAUGAAUUCCGGUAAAACCGGUAAUUUAGGGAUACGUUUAAUGAACCCGCGUGUCCUGAGUGCGCUGUACAUUUUGAAAUUCUAACAAUAAGAAUCGGAUUUGUAGAGUAGAGUAACAUGCCUUGCGGCAUUAUCAUAGUAGCAGUAAUCAUAGAUGAUACAUAAAUCUACUCCAGAAUCAUAACAAUAGGCUUUUAUUGUCUUUGCACAUUUAAGUACCAGUAGUGUGGAAAAACAAGUUGCCUCCAUAUUGAAGCUGUUAUCAUAUACAAGGCUGCCAAGUUUCAGAAAAUGACAAGAGUGAGACUUUGGUGGCAUGAUGCAUUUGAAAGAAAAUUGGCUUAUUUUAACACCAAUUUGGCCUGUUUUAAUGUCAAUUUAUACCUAAAGACUGAUGUCCUCACCUCCAACAGCUCUCCCUGCACUGUGGCCUCCUAAUGUUAAUCUUAAUUAACCAGAAAUUAGAAAUGAAAAUCAUCUCCACUGUUUUCUCGGCUGGCUCUUCUGCAUUUGUGUUCUCAAUUUGUACUCUUCGACAUCUCCGUCCUCACUGUCCUCAAUAUCUUCUGAUCUCUCUCCAUCUUCCAGUGCUCAGUAAGGAAAGUAGCUAUUGGCUGUCAUAAAAGUUGCUAGAAGUUGAUAGAUGACAACAUUGCCUCAUUUGCAUAAUUGAUUACAAUGGACGCUGUAGGAGAGAGAAAUAACGUAAUGGGAGACGUAAAAAGUGAGCUAAAAGAUGCAAAUUAUGAUUACAAUUUUAAGUACAUUUUCUUCUGUUGAUUAUUAGUUUAGUUGUAUUUUUCUUUGUUCUACGUCGUUAAAUGUUAGAGUAUCAAAUUGGAUCAAAUUACUAAAGGGUUGUGAUAUUUACGGAUAAACCAAAUCUACUGACUGGCCAUAACGUAAAACCCACAAUGCAUUGUGUUUCCUACAUCACUCUUUGCAGUCCUAAAGUGAACACUUUUACUGUGUACUUAAUGAUCGCUAUAGAAGGUUUGGAUUGUACUUGGAUUGACUUUGUUUCUCAGAGAAAAAAAAUGAUUCAGUUUUCUUACGAUUCUGUUUCCAUCAGAACUUUUAUAAGAGAUUAAUAUCGAAAACUGAGGUACCACUGUGAGUGUAGACAACACACAAAAAAGCACACAUUAGUAAAAAUGAACGAAGAAGAUAUCUAAAAAUGUAAAUUCGAUCAUGGUAGUAUCAACCUGAUUGUGAUAAUACCCUUGAUAUCGAUAUUAUUGGUAUUUGAAGCGAUCCAGCCUCACCCCCUAGUUGUUGUGUCAAUAACAACACAAGGUACGCUUCAAUGAUAACAAAUGAUGAAGAAAUACUUUCGAAGUCUGUUUGAUGGACUAUUCCAAUUCAUGUUUCGUCACCUAAGCUAGAAAAGUCCUCUCAAUAACAAAGAAUCCUUUAGAGAAAAAAAAAUCCUGAAUCCAGACGGUGAUCCAGAUCAGCCCCAAAUUUUAAUCACAUGUUCCUGAUCCAAUUUCUGACAUUUCAUUAAAGUUUCAUCAAAGUCUGUCUAUAACUAUUUAAGGUAAUAACACAUCAUGACUUGCCGAUGCUUCAGUCCUCAGACUUGAUUUCAUCUUUGGCAAUGCAGUACGGUCGUCGUGUACUUAACAGAAACGAGAAUCGCAACGCUUACUCCAUCUUCUCUCCUUUUAAUGUGAAUUUCAACCACUCCACUUAGUCCCUCCCACAGGAUGGUGACAUCACAUCUUGAGCACAUUCUGUGGUACUUCCUAUACGUAAUUUACUCAAAAGUCUACAGUAGGUCUCUGCCUUUUUUACCCAUGUACUGAAAUACACAUGCAGUAUCUCCUCUGUUAUGUACUACAGAACAAGUAUUUAGUCAGAGAACUUUUCUUCAUGAUGAGCUGAAAGUGGACAAAAGAAGUUGCAUAUUUAUGCACCAGGGUUAGCAGCAUGUGAAUGUGGUGUACUACAGUAGUGUGUACUUUUGGGGGUACACACGGGUCAAAUUGUUUGUUUAAGCAGGCUUGUGAACUAUAAUAAAAAAGUAACCUUUCAGUGCUUUGGACUUUAUUCUAUCAUCAAAGUGAUCAAAGACAAACAUCAAUAGAAAACAAUAA
Molecule: messenger RNA, 5657 nt
Organism: Entelurus aequoreus (snake pipefish)
Lineage: Eukaryota; Metazoa; Chordata; Actinopteri; Syngnathiformes; Syngnathidae
Gene: vps4a
Product: vacuolar protein sorting 4 homolog A
Exons: 11
Coding region: 199-1509 (436 amino acids)
Biological process (GO): endosomal transport; vacuole organization
Molecular function (GO): ATP hydrolysis activity; ATP binding
Source: RefSeq, a predicted model, not a curated record